This is a messenger RNA of Zootermopsis nevadensis, 1803 nucleotides long. RefSeq names its product RAD51 recombinase homolog spn-A (gene spn-A). Lineage: Eukaryota; Metazoa; Arthropoda; Insecta; Blattodea; Termopsidae. Gene Ontology annotation, cellular component: condensed nuclear chromosome. Gene Ontology annotation, biological process: chromosome organization involved in meiotic cell cycle; mitotic recombination; DNA recombinase assembly. Gene Ontology annotation, molecular function: double-stranded DNA binding; ATP binding; DNA strand exchange activity. The record is from RefSeq and is a predicted model, not a curated record.
CUCUGUAUAGUAUGUAACCUCAGAGAGAGGCCUGUUAUAUAUGAAAGUGGCCGAAUUUGGCGCAACUGAAAUGAAUAGUAGGAAAAUGAUUUUACUUAUUCUUAUCCUUUUAUUUAAGACAGCUAUUUCACUUUAUUAGUGACACGAGCGGGAAAGGCAACACUUGUUGAUAAGGAAAGCGGGAGUACUUGUUAAUAACUUUAAAGUCGUAGUGGAAGAAUACACAAGUCAGAACUUUAGGACAAGGUAAACAUGGCUUUGGCUGAAGCAGCAACUUUAUCACAGAAACAAGAUGAUGUGGAUGAAUUUGGACCACAGUUGAUUAGUAAACUUCAGUCCCAGGGAAUCAGUGCUGCUGACAUAAAGAAGCUGGAGGAGGCCGGCUACCAUACAGUUGAGGCAGUCGCUUUUGCACCCAAGAAAUAUCUGAUAGCAAUCAAAGGGAUAAGCGAAGCAAAAGCAGAUAAGUUGCUAGCUGAGGCUUCAAAACUAGUUCCAAUGGGCUUCACAACUGCCACAGAGUUCCACCAGAAACGUUCCGAGAUAAUACAGCUAACGACAGGCUCCAGAGAAUUGGAUCGAUUGCUGGGGGGAGGCAUUGAAACAGGGUCCAUCACAGAAAUAUUUGGAGAGUUCCGCACAGGAAAAACACAGCUCUGCCACACACUCGCGGUGACUUGUCAGCUCCCUAUAGACCAGAAUGGUGGCGAGGGGAAAAGCCUCUAUAUUGACUCGGAAGGAACAUUCCGGCCUGAGCGACUUCUUGCAGUUGCAGAUCGCUACAAACUGUCAGGGAACGAUGUGCUUGACAAUGUGGCUUAUGCAAGGGCAUACAACACAGACCAUCAGACACAGCUUCUUAUACAGGCAUCUGCUAUGAUGGCGGAGUCGAGGUAUGCCCUGCUGAUAGUGGACAGUGCAACGAGCCUUUACAGGACUGAUUUCUCUGGGCGUGGAGAGUUGUCUGCCAGACAAAUGCACUUGGCACGUUUCCUUCGCAUGUUGUUGCGACUAGCAGAUGAGUUUGGAGUGGCUGUAGUGAUCACAAACCAGGUUGUAGCACAAGUUGAUGGUGCUGCUCUGUUUGCUGCAGACCCCAAGAAGCCUAUUGGGGGUAACAUUAUAGCCCAUGCUUCAACCACAAGGCUGUACUUGAGGAAGGGAAGAGGUGAAACACGCAUUUGUAAAAUCUAUGACUCGCCUUGCCUGCCAGAGUCAGAAGCCAUGUUUGCCAUCAACGCUGAUGGAAUUGGUGAUGCUAAGGAGUGAACAGGAACACUGUGAUAUGUAUGCAGUAUGAUACUUUGUUGACUGUAGGGCACAGUGUGGAUACUGUAGAAAUCGCUGAUGGGGAGCAAAAAGCUGUAACUGUUGAUGCCUUCUCUUUUUCAGGUAUGCAACUACCUUGAGCAGCAAAUAACAUAUCUGUAUCUGGUGUCGAUAGUUUUGUUGCAAAGUGAAAGUCAGACCAGAUGACUGUUGAGGCCUAAUUAUGAAUAUUUCAGUUCUUGUAAAUAAAAGUAAUGCUGUGAUGAAGAUGGCUACCUUCUGGAUUGUUGCACCAUAUAAUGUGGUAGAAGUUUACUGACAUUUCAGACAUCCUUGCUGCCUACAUCAUCAGGGCGAUGAGUGAUGAGUGCUACAACCCAGAAGACAGCCAUCUUCAGACUCACCACUAUGGAAACCUCAAAUCCUACUUUGAAUUGACAGUUCCACUUUUAUUAGAUAUUAUCCACUGCUCAUCAAGGUCCCUAUAUGAACAUGUGUUACUUGACUACAUUAUAAAGAUUAAAUUUAAUCAAA